Blepharisma stoltei is the source of this 2919-nucleotide messenger RNA. Lineage: Eukaryota; Ciliophora; Heterotrichea; Heterotrichida; Blepharismidae. The record is from the annotation of a GenBank genome assembly.
AUGGAACUUAGCUCAAAAAGAGAAAUUGCAGAUGAGCAGACAUCCUCUUUGGCGGUUCCAGACUCAUCAGCCGUAGAAGUAAAUCACGAGAAAAACGAUUCUGAUCUCUUCUCAACAAUUUUCGCUAACAUUUCUGAUCCAGAAUCAAUGCUUCAGAAAUGCUUCGACGAAAAAGACCAAAUUAUGGAAGAAAGCUUCAAAAAAGUCCCAAAGCUCCACCCAAUAUGGGCAAAAAUUGUUUCUGCAGCCAAAUCUGUGGACAAAGAAAAAGAAUUGUGGGACACUUUUUCAGAAAACGAGCUGCCCAAUGACGAGUCAUUAAAACUCAAAAACAUUCUUUUUAGUUUUGGGCUCUUUAGCGAAUUUCUCCAAAUAGGCAAUGUCAGCUGGGCCUUGACAGAGAAAUUCCUGAAUGUUUGGCAAGAGAAUCUUCAGGAUAAGGAAUUGAGGGCUCAUGCGAAGGCUUCUCAAUUGCUGGCAGUAUUUUUGUCGACAUUGAAAACAACUGAGAUUAACACAACUGGGUAUUUUAGACAAAUUUUUUCUGUAGUCCCUAACUCUACUAAUUUAUUAGCAAGCAAAAUAUUAGGGGCUCCUACUUUUGGGAAAAUUUAACCCUCAUGGAUUGUGUUAGAAAUAAUAUUUAAUUAUUAUAAAAAUGAGAUCUAAAGCUAAUUUUAUUUAAUUAAGCAGUCUGCGUCCUUAGACAUUAAAUUUAGAUCUCAUCCAAAAAUUCGAAAUAUUUUUGUAAAAAUUUUAAUAUAGUUUUUUUAAUAAAAUUGACCCCUAGAUUUUUUGAUCGCUAACAAGAGGGGGAGUAAAGUAAAGUCAGCAGAGCUAUUGCAGACGAUCACAAAAACUUUGAUCAAAAAGGCUGAUAAUAAAAGAUGUGAGUGGGCAAUUUCUAGAUUAGGGAGGAUUGGCAAAGAAAAAUCAGGAUAUUUUGUAGUCAACCAACUUUAUAAUUUUGCUAAAAAGAGCGAUAUCAGUCAAGAGCUGGUGCAAGACUCGCUUAACUCUCCAUCCUUGAUCGAGCGAUUUUCAUGUGGUCAAGCAUAAAAUAAUCCCAACCUCACCUAAAAUCUAACUACCUAUGAUCGAGUUAUUUUCAUCCCAAUCUCACCGAAAAUCUAACUACCUAUCCUUGAUAAUAAUGAAUUUAGAGAUUAUGCAAUAUGAUCGUAAAUAUACGGUUCUAGUGCAAUUUAUAACAUAAUUACUAUACUCUAUCUCUUAUGUAUAGCGCACAAAAUAUUUUAUAUAGAAAAAAAUUAUACAAACAAAGCAUUUGGUACGAUAAAUAUGGAGAGAAUAAGCAAUUGUUCGAGAUAGGCAUUUCACAAGACCAAAAUUUGGCUGAAUUCGCAAGGAAGAUGAUUUUAGUUGCACUAGGGCAGUUAGAUAAAGAAAAUUCAAUUUUUGUUUACAAGCUGAUUAAAGAGCUGAAAAACGAAAAUUAUCCAAUUUUAGCUGGAUUUAUAUCGAAGAUUGAUAAAAUUAAAAUUUCUGACUCAGAAGAUGAGCGCUUAGGAAAAAGAAAGGCGAAGUCUUCAAGCCUAAUUACACAAUCCCAAUUAGAAACACUAAAGCAGCUUGGUUUAGUUCUCGGUAUUGAAAGUUUCUAUCUUAAUAACUUUUCCAUUUGUGACCAGCUCACCGAACUAAUAGCAGCCUUAAUAAGCAAUAAACCCAGCAAACAAAAAGAAGAAAAUCCUUUAGACAUGCUUUUCAAUAUGCUCUACAAAGAAUACACAAAAUCCGUUUCAUACACAAGAGGGUUAAUUAAAAAGACUUUCCAAGAAUUUGUUGGUGAAAUUUCAAUGAAUUUUGUUGACAAGCUCUGCUCACAAAUACAAAGCAGGAUGAAUAUUUCUGAAGAGAUCUUGAAAAAGCCUUCAAAAGAAGAAAAAGUUGUUGAAAACUUAUCUGAACUCAAGCCUGAAAAUAGCGAUAACUCACAAAAACAAAUAUGGAUUAAUACCCUUAGGAGCGAUCUAUCUCUGAGGGUAUGCGAUUUGAUAGAAAUCAUUAUCAAAAAUACAGAAAACCACUCAAUUUUACUAAAACUAUACAAAACCCUCAUAAAAUGCUUCAAAGCAGCAUUUAAAAGGAAAAAGAGAACUGGACUAGCAGAACGAUACCACUAUUUAAUGGACGAAAUUUCCAAAAUUGAGCUGAAUAUUGAUAAAAGUGAGACCAGCGAUUUAGGAGGGAUUUUUGCUGCAGCAGUAAAAUGUGUUAUGAGAGAAAAAAAUCUAACUUUGUUCCCAUCUUUGAUUGAAUUACGCUAUUGUAGGGUCUAAAACAAAUUAUAUACAUAAUUUUUUAAUUUUAUAUGAAUUUUGUCAUUAAAGCUAUUUCAAAAAUUUGGAGAAUAAUUCAGUUAAGAAUGGGAGAGUAAACAAAUUUUUAGCCAAAACGCUUUUCAAUUUGGUAAAAAUUAUAGACAAAGCCAACCAUGAAGAAGCAACCCAAGUUGUAAACGACACAAUCAGCAAUUAUAUGACUGCGAAAAAUCCUAAAUUGAGCUUAGAUGUUCUGAGCGGAAUUGUUUUAGCAUUAAGCUUCGAUAAGUAUAUUUUGAAUCUAUUGCACAAUUAUGUCAAAACUGGAAAAGACCAGAAAAAGCGGCUUGAGACUCUUGAAAUUUUAAAGAAAAUUAUCAAGUUAUGGCCAUAUAAUGACAAAGAUGCAAAAAAACUCUUCAGAGCUAUAAAACAAAUUUUAGAUGAAAAAAUAAAAAACAAGGAAAAGAAUAAAUUAUUGAAAAAUAUUUUGGCAGCUCUAUUUAUUUACUCUAAAAAGACGACAGAAAUGGAAGAAUUUGGCAAGAGGUUUGAAAGAAUAAAGCCAAAGUUAUCAAACAUCCCUUCACUAUCUGGAAUAAUCUCACAAAUAUCAAAGUCUAGUAAAAUAUAA